AUGCAUCUGAUGAGCGAUACGAUGGACACCAACACCAACACCGCGGCCUCCAAGUCGUUGUCCUCGUCGUCGCUGUCGUCGUUGGCCGAGCCGUCGACCGCCGCCGCAGUCGUGGCCAACAACGCGGAGACAGUGUAUGAGUUGGGCCGACAGCUGGACUCACCCACGCAUGUGGUGUCGGAAAGGGUGCAGACAUUGGCCGCACAGAUAUACACAGAAUUGCAGCGAAUCAUCAAUCGGUGCAAUGAGGACGAAGAGGUGGUGUCGGGUCUGAUGCCACUCGUGGUGAAUGUGUUGGAAACGCUGGAUAUGGCGCUCAUUGAGAACCAACAGUUUCAGGUGGAACUGGAACUCUGUAAGGAUGAUAACGAACAGUUGGUCACCGCUUUCGAGAAGGAGAAGUUGUCGAAGAAGAAAGUGGAACAAAGACUCUUCGAGUUCGAGUUCACCACCGAUGAGGAGAAGCAACACUACCAGCAAAAGAUCGACUCAUUGGCUAAUAUCUUCGAGUUCACCACCGAUGAGGAGAAGCAACACUACCAGCAAAAGAUCGACUCAUUGGCUAAUAUCGUCAAAAUGCUUGAACUCAAGGCCAAGAACUCGGCCGACCAUUCGUUUCGUUUGGAAGAGAAGGAAACAGAGAUGAAGAAGGAGUACAACAAACUCCACGAUCGAUACAACGAAGUGCUCCGAAGUCACUGCGAACUCAUGGAAAGGGUUAAGAUAUUGAUCGGAACCGAUGAGGGCAUUUUAAAAUCGCAAUUAAAUAAACGAAACGAUUUGGAGGGCAGCGGAGAAGAGAGCAAUUAUAGCGAACAUAUGAGACGCGACUCCAGUAGUCCCACUCCACGGCAGGCCUGGGCUGACACAGAGAUGUCACUCGACGACAAUCCGCCGUCGAUUAUAGAAGACAUGGACGAUAUGCGCGAUCGGGACAAAGACCGCGACUAUCAGAGUUUGACUGGACAAUACGUUCACCCGAGUGAAUACGCGUCCACCGUAACCGAUAAUUUCUUUGGAAUGGAGAAAGAGAUCGAGAAUUUGAUUACAGAAAACAAUGAAUUAUUGGCGACAAAGAAUGCCUUAAAUAUAGUUAAAGACGAUUUGAUCGCAAAAGUGGAUGAAUUGCAGAGCGAACUGCAGAUGUGUAUGAAUGAAAUACAACAAAGAGAUGCCGUCAAAGAGAGACUCAAAGGUCGCAUCCAAGCCAUCGAAGAAGAGCUCAAGAAAUGCAAAGAAGACUUCGAGGAAGCGAAACAGAAACUGUUGGCUCCCAAAGAGGAUGAGGAGGAAAACGUUCCGAUGGCUCAGAGGAAACGGUUUACGAGAGUAGAAAUGGCCAGAGUUUUGAUGGAAAGGAAUCAAUACAAAGAAAGGUUAAUUGAAUUACAAGAAGCGGUUCGUUGGUCUGAAUUGAUUAAAGCGACCAAAUCUGAAGGCGCGGAGAAGAAGUCCGCCAUUUGGAAGUUUUUUAGUAAUCUCUUCAAUGCGGCGCCGACUCCGCCGACCAAAGAGACGGCCCGGAGUUCUGGGAGCGGCGGUUCGCCAGCCGUACGUUUCAGUUCAUCGAACCCGACAUCAGUCACACCGGCGUUGGACGCCAUGAGGAAGAGAGCGCGAGCCCACCAGACGGCCGGUGGCAGUGAUCUCCUGCUUCUCAUGGACUCAGACCUGAGUAGCGAAAGAUCCCGAGCGCUGAGGAGUGUUAGGGCGCACGUGAAUCGGACGGGUAAUGGAGAUCGGAUACAGGCCUACGGUUGGAGUAUUACAGGAAUCGGCGGUUCAGGCAAUCAGUCUGACGAACGGAUGGCGUCCAACGCAAUCAAAGGCACGUCAGUUCCCGUUCCCAUAUAUUGUCGGCCAUUGAGUGGAGAUGACGUGGGAAUGAAGAUA
Messenger RNA from Medioppia subpectinata, 1893 nucleotides. The record is from the annotation of a GenBank genome assembly. Lineage: Eukaryota; Metazoa; Arthropoda; Arachnida; Sarcoptiformes; Oppiidae.